GGGGAGUGUUUUUGUUUUGGGUUGAAGUUGAGGCUGAGGAGAGAGCCGAGCUAGCGACGUGCAGUCGUUGCGGCCGCUGGCGCCACGGGAGGUGGUGGAGGCCCAGCCGGAGCCGAGAGGUCUCUCGUUCCCGUCCCACGGCCCCGGCCUCAUCCGUUCGGCACCCAGUCCCCGUCCCGGAACUCCCGGGCCUGUCCUGGGCCCCAGGUCUGUGCACUCCGCUCGCCGCAGAGCCCGGCCCGGGCCGCACCCGCCGGCCCCAUGAGGAGGGACGUGAACGGAGUGACCAAGAGCAGAUUUGAGAUGUUCUCAAAUAGUGAUGAAGCUGUAAUCAAUAAAAAACUUCCCAAAGAACUCCUGUUACGGAUAUUUUCUUUUCUAGAUGUUGUUACCCUGUGCCGCUGUGCUCAGGUCUCCAGGGCCUGGAAUGUUCUGGCUCUGGAUGGCAGUAACUGGCAGCGAAUUGACCUAUUUGAUUUCCAGAGGGAUAUUGAGGGCCGAGUAGUGGAGAAUAUUUCAAAACGAUGUGGGGGCUUUUUACGAAAGUUAAGUCUUCGUGGAUGUCUUGGAGUGGGAGACAAUGCAUUAAGAACCUUUGCACAAAACUGCAGGAACAUUGAAGUACUGAAUCUAAAUGGGUGUACAAAGACAACAGACGCUACAUGUACUAGCCUUAGCAAGUUCUGUUCCAAACUCAGGCACCUUGACUUGGCUUCCUGUACAUCAAUAACAAACAUGUCUCUAAAAGCUCUGAGUGAGGGAUGUCCACUGUUGGAGCAGUUGAACAUUUCCUGGUGUGACCAAGUAACCAAGGAUGGCAUUCAAGCACUAGUGAGGGGCUGUGGGGGUCUCAAGGCCUUAUUCUUAAAAGGCUGCACACAGCUAGAAGAUGAAGCUCUCAAGUACAUAGGUGCACAUUGCCCUGAACUGGUGACUUUGAACUUGCAGACUUGCUUGCAAAUCACAGAUGAAGGUCUCAUUACUAUAUGCAGAGGGUGCCAUAAGUUACAAUCCCUUUGUGCCUCUGGCUGCUCCAACAUCACAGAUGCCAUCCUGAAUGCUCUAGGUCAGAACUGCCCACGGCUUAGAAUAUUGGAAGUGGCAAGAUGUUCUCAAUUAACAGAUGUGGGCUUUACCACUCUAGCCAGGAAUUGCCAUGAACUUGAAAAGAUGGACCUGGAAGAGUGUGUUCAGAUAACAGAUAGCACAUUAAUCCAACUUUCUAUACACUGUCCUCGACUUCAAGUAUUGAGUCUAUCGCACUGUGAGCUGAUCACAGAUGAUGGAAUUCGUCACCUGGGGAAUGGGGCCUGUGCCCAUGACCAGCUGGAGGUGAUUGAGCUGGACAACUGCCCACUAAUCACAGAUGCAUCCCUGGAGCACUUGAAGAGCUGUCACAGCCUUGAGCGGAUAGAACUCUAUGACUGCCAGCAAAUCACACGGGCUGGAAUCAAGAGACUCAGGACCCAUUUACCCAAUAUUAAAGUCCACGCCUACUUCGCACCUGUCACUCCACCCCCAUCAGUAGGGGGCAGCAGACAGCGCUUCUGCAGAUGCUGCAUCAUCCUAUGACAAUGGAGGUGGUCAACCUUGGCGAACUGAGUAUUUAAUGACACUUCUAGAGCUACCGUGGAGUCUCUCCAGUGGAAGCGACCCCAGUGUUCUGGGCAAGGGUUACAAAGUGAGGGAGGGCAGUGUCCAGAUCCCCAGAGCCACACAUACAUACACAUACACAACCUUACCCCCAUCCACUCUAGCUUUGUGACCAUGGGACUAAAGUUUGUGAUGGCUUUAUCAAGUAGAUUGGUAAAAUUUAACCAUUCCUUUUGAGGUGCCCAGAAGAAAAUCAUAGGCCAAGAUAGAGGGAGGGGCAUUUCAGCAAACCCAGCAUUAAUGCUACUGUGGUUUUUAAAUUUAUGUCUAGGGGUUUCUUUGGGGAUUUUGGAACAGCAUCUGCUGUCCUCUGGGGUCAAGAAAAGCAUGGAAAGACAAUAUAUGAUGUACCCAGGGACCAGAAAGAAAAUUUCUUCACAUCUUAGAAAUGGUAGACAUUCAUUGUGACUACAGAGCUUCUAUGCUUCCUUGUUUCCAUACCAACAUGCUGAGCAUGCUCACAAAGAAGGCUCAUCCAUUCCUCCUGUGUUUUAGUAUUUGGCCCAGAGGUUUCCUAAAUGGUUGCAUUGAAAUCACUGUGGUCCAAAUGUAAUUCUUACACACUCAAAUUGUCACUGUCUGUAGCACACUUGUGCACCUGUCUUCCGUUCUCUGUUGCUCCCCCCACCACACUCUUGCUCAGUCUGUCACCUGUUCAGUCUGCUUACUCACUCAAUUGUUACCCUUUGGCUGUUGUCGUGUUUACAGUUUGCAUUUUGAAUGAUUAGUUGGGAUUACCAAACAUUUUUUAAAAAUAUAUUAUCAAUAAAUAUUUUUUUAAUUCUAAAUUUUA
Molecule: messenger RNA, 2446 nt
Organism: Mandrillus leucophaeus (drill)
Lineage: Eukaryota; Metazoa; Chordata; Mammalia; Primates; Cercopithecidae
Gene: FBXL20
Product: F-box and leucine-rich repeat protein 20
Exons: 15
Coding region: 262-1572 (436 amino acids)
Biological process (GO): SCF-dependent proteasomal ubiquitin-dependent protein catabolic process
Cellular component (GO): SCF ubiquitin ligase complex
Molecular function (GO): protein binding
Source: RefSeq, a predicted model, not a curated record